AUGUAUUUCAUUGCUUUUGCGGUUUUUAUUGCUACCCUUAACGCUUUUAAAGUUGCAGGAGACCCUCUAAAACUCACCAAAAGAGCUGGUUACCCCCGUGGUGCAGUAAGACCAAUGCAAUGCCCAACAGGUGACACUCAACUUUCAUGUGUCAUGACUGAUCAGUCUUGGCCAACAGCGGAUUUCCAAUGCGGGACCGAAGCGAUUCGUCAAAAUGUAAUGAAAACGAUGCAGCAUGGAAUAAUGGCCCAAACCACUCCAGAUGUGAAAGAGGCUAACCCACCAGGUGAUAUAAGCCCAACUUGUAAAAACAAAGAUGUAUUUAAAUACAAGCAUCUUGCUAUCACUGUUCUUUACCGUUUAGAAACUCAGUGCACAUGCCAAAACGGUGCUGAUCUCACCUGCAGUAAUGGAGUAGGAUGCAAUUCUUCAAAGAUCAUUUUUUGUGGUGUUUCAGCUGGCAGUUCUACCUGCACUGGGCAUGCAUGA
Puccinia triticina is the source of this 489-nucleotide messenger RNA. RefSeq lists its product as uncharacterized. The record is from RefSeq and is a predicted model, not a curated record. The transcript has 4 exons. The coding region runs from base 1 to 489 and encodes 162 amino acids. Lineage: Eukaryota; Fungi; Basidiomycota; Pucciniomycetes; Pucciniales; Pucciniaceae.